AGAGCCAUCUACUUCCUUUUGAAUGAAACAAUAGUAAAGCGCGGGUAACGUCUAUUGUAUUGGCGCGUCUCCGAGCGUUAUACUUGUUUCAUUUUUCCCGAUAUUAUUUCGCUUUUUAAUUGAUCGCAGUUGAAAAUAUUUCAUUCUGAACAAUAUGUUUGAAGCACGUUUAGUACAAAGUGCAAUCUUGAAGAAAGUCUUGGACGCUAUAAAGGAUCUUCUAACCGAAGCAACCUUUGAAUGUUCCGAUUCUGGGAUUCAAGUACAAGCUAUGGACAAUGCUCACGUAUCUUUGGUUUCUCUUAAUCUUAGAAGUGACGGUUUCGAUAAAUACAGAUGCGAUAGAAAUUUGUCUAUGGGAAUGAGUAUUGCUACGAUGUCGAAGAUACUACGGUGUGCUGGUACGGAAGAUACCGUGACGUUAAGGGCUUGGGAUAAUCCCGAGAUCAUUGCUUUUAUAUUCGAAUCACCGAACAAAGAAAAACUUGCGGAGUAUGAAAUGAAACUUAUAAAUAUGGAUCAAGAACAUCUUGGUAUUCCUGAAACUAAUUACUCUUGCGUGGUUAAGAUGCCUUCACAAGAAUUUGCUCGCAUAUGCAGAGAUUUAAGUCAAUUUGGAGAAUCAAUAACGUUUGCAUGUUCUAAAGAAGGUAUAAAAUUUACAGCAUCUGGGGAUCAUGGAACAGCUAAUGUUAAACUCGCACAAACUGCAGAGGCAGAUAAAGAAGAAGAAGCAGUAAUUGUUAAUAUGCAAGAGCCGGUUAAGUUAACAUUUUCUUGUCGUUAUUUGAAUUGUUUCAUAAAGGCAAGUCCUCUGUGUGCACAAGUACAACUUUCGAUGUCUAGUGACGUUCCGUUGGUAUGCGAGUAUAAGAUUGGAGAGAUUGGUCACAUUAGGUAUUACCUGGCACCCAAGAUCGACGAUGACGAUGAUAAUUAGGAAAAAGUGUCUAUUAUAUUUGUACAUGCUGUAAUUAUCACAAUGGUAAUAUUUUCGUACGUUUGAUAUUCGUUUUUCGAUUCUGACAUGGUACCUAUCGUCAUUGUAUUUAUUUCACUGCAAAAAGUGAUGUUAUUUCGAUAUUUUACUUAAUGCAAAGUUAUGAUAAUAUACACGUAUUUUGAUAAUAAAAAAGUGAAAUGUAUCCUAUAUAAUAUUGAGGUACAAUCAAGGCAAAGUUAAAAAUACUUUGAAGAUAGUAUAUUAUUUAAAUUUUACAUUUAAAAGUCAUUUGGCUUGUCACAGUGUUAGCGCAAUGUUGAAUUGACACUAAAGUUCAUGGUAGAGUGACACGAUCAUGAUUAACAAGAUAAAAUGGUGUCAUUCUUCAGGUUCAUAUCAUUACUGUUUUGUAAACUGUGACCACUUUUGAUAAUGUCGCACUUUUAUAUGUAAGAAGAACUCAAUAUAUUUCCAAAAUUUUUGAUAAA
Messenger RNA from Vespula vulgaris, 1431 nucleotides. It is a transcript of the gene PCNA, whose product is annotated as proliferating cell nuclear antigen. Gene Ontology annotation, molecular function: DNA binding; DNA polymerase processivity factor activity. Gene Ontology annotation, cellular component: PCNA complex. Lineage: Eukaryota; Metazoa; Arthropoda; Insecta; Hymenoptera; Vespidae. The transcript is spliced from 4 exons. The record is from RefSeq and is a predicted model, not a curated record. The coding region runs from base 155 to 940 and encodes 261 amino acids. Gene Ontology annotation, biological process: mismatch repair; translesion synthesis; leading strand elongation.